Ziziphus jujuba (common jujube) is the source of this 2366-nucleotide messenger RNA. RefSeq names its product LRR receptor-like serine/threonine-protein kinase FEI 1. The record is from RefSeq and is a predicted model, not a curated record. The transcript has 13 exons. The coding region runs from base 47 to 1834 and encodes 595 amino acids. Gene Ontology annotation, biological process: protein phosphorylation. NCBI's taxonomy places the organism in Eukaryota, Viridiplantae, Streptophyta, Magnoliopsida, Rosales, Rhamnaceae. Gene Ontology annotation, molecular function: protein binding; ATP binding; protein kinase activity.
UAUCAGAUGAAUUAUAGUAGCUGGAUUGUGCUUGUUCAGUGCCACAAUGGGCAUCUGUUUGGUGAAAGGGCAAUGGCUUUGGCUUUACAGUCUACUGUUUUGCGUUGUAAUGAACAAAAGCAGAGCUCUCAGUGCUGAUGGUGAGGCUCUUCUGAGCUUCAGGACAGCAGUUAUUAGUUCGGAUGGUGUCCUCCUCCGGUGGAGACCGGAAGAUGCUGAUCCAUGUAACUGGAGAGGAGUAACAUGUGAUCCGAAGUCCAAGAGAGUAAUUUAUUUGAGUCUUUCGGCUCACAAAUUGAGUGGGUCUAUAUCACCUGACCUUGGGAAGCUGGAUCAGUUGAAGAUUUUAUCUCUCUAUGAUAACAAUUUCUAUGGGACAAUUCCUUCAGAACUGGGAAAUUGCACGAUGUUGCAGGGAAUAUACUUGCAGGGUAAUUAUUUAAGUGGCUUAAUUCCCAGCGAAUUAGGAAAACUUCAGGAGCUGAAAAAUUUGGAUAUUUCUAGCAACUCUCUCAGUGGAAAUAUUCCUCUGUCACUUGGGACGUUGGCUAAUCUCGCUGCUCUCAAUGUAUCAAAUAAUUUUCUUGUUGGACCAAUACCCUUUGACGGUGUGCUUAGCAACUUCACUGAAAGCUCAUUUGGUGGAAAUCGUGGUUUGUGUGGGAUGCAAAUCAAUGUGACAUGCAAAAACGAAAGUGGAGGGCCUUCAAUGAAUCCCUCAUCUCCAAACUCAGGACAAAAUCAAAGUGGAAAGAAGAAGUAUUCCGGUCGGCUACUUAUCAGUGCAUCGGCAACUGUGGGUGCACUACUACUUGUCGCUCUCAUGUGCUUCUGGGGUUGCUUUCUUUAUAAGAAGCUUGGUAAACAUGACAGUAGUGGUCUUGCAAUGGACGUUAGUGGAGGUGCAUCCAUUGUAAUGUUUCAUGGAGACUUGCCAUACUCUUCAAAAGAUAUCAUUAAGAAAUUGGAGACUUUGAAUGAUGAACAUAUAAUAGGUUGUGGAGGCUUUGGAACAGUAUACAAGCUUGCAAUGGAUGAUGGCUGUGUUUUUGCUUUGAAAAGAAUUAUAAAGUUGAACGAGGGCUUUGAUCGAUUUUUUGAGAGGGAGCUUGAAAUUCUUGGAAGUAUAAAGCACAGAUACCUUGUCAAUUUGAGGGGAUAUUGCAAUUCUCCCACAUCUAAAUUGUUAAUCUAUGAUUUCCUACCUGGUGGUAGCCUUGAUGAAGCUCUUCAUGAAAGAUCUGAGCAAUUGGAUUGGGAUGCACGCUUGAAUAUUAUUAUGGGAGCUGCAAAAGGGUUAGCCUACUUGCACCACGAUUGCUCUCCUAGGAUCAUACAUCGAGACAUAAAGUCAAGCAACAUUUUGCUUGAUGGAAAUCUUGAGGCUCGAGUAUCUGACUUUGGACUUGCCAAACUCCUGGAGGAUGAAGAAUCUCACAUUACCACAAUUGUUGCUGGAACAUUUGGUUAUCUAGCUCCAGAGUAUAUGCAGAGUGGUAGGGCAACUGAAAAGACUGAUGUUUAUAGUUUUGGGGUCCUGGUGCUUGAAGUGUUGAGUGGAAAGCGACCUACUGAUGCAUCAUUUAUUGAAAAGGGCCUCAACAUUGUUGGCUGGCUAAAUUUUCUGGUCAGCGAGAAUAGGCAGAGAGAGAUUGUUGAUCCACAAUGCGAAGGAGUGCAGUCUGAAAGCCUUGAUGCCUUACUCUCAGUUGCCAUUCAAUGUGUUUCUUCAAGUCCAGAAGAUCGACCCACCAUGCACAGGGUAGUCCAGCUGCUUGAAUCUGAGGUCAUGACGCCAUGCCCAAGUGACUUUUAUGAUUCCAAUUCUGAUUGAAACCCUAGUGAAGUCGAAGCACGUCGAACUUCUCAAGUUGUUCCUGCUACUCUAGGGUUGCAAAACAAACAGUGGAAAAGGCGUUCAGAAUCUGCAAAGGUUCAUUUCAUAUAUCAUACAUUGAUUCAUUCUUUCAGCAGAUUUAUGAAAUUAGAAGAAGAUGGCCUGCACUGUUUGUCCAGUUGACCUCUAGUUGAGCAUUUUGUUAGUAGUGAAUGAAAUUCUGGGUGCAUAUUCAUCUUUUUGUUCUCAUUUUGCAAGGGUGCGAAUUUCUCCACGCGAAUGAAAAUUCCAAAUGGUUGAGUAAUUUAUUCAUCCGUCUCUUUUUUUUUUUUUUUUUUGGGGUCCUAAUCUCCCCUAUUUGUAAUCCUCUCUAUCCUUUUCCAAAAUUAAGUGUAUAUGACAUUUGUAUAUUUUGAAUAUUGUCCCUCCACAAAUGAUUCAUAUUUAUGCCAUUUUUGUAAAAUAUGUUUUUAUUACAAUUUUAUCAGUUAUUUAGAUCGAAUGAUAAUGUUUGCCUGCUGUUAUUCAA